Aspergillus campestris IBT 28561 is the source of this 3117-nucleotide messenger RNA. Its product is annotated as MDM20/NAA25 family protein. Bases 135 to 2966 code for a protein of 943 amino acids. Gene Ontology annotation, molecular function: protein-N-terminal amino-acid acetyltransferase activity. Gene Ontology annotation, biological process: N-terminal peptidyl-methionine acetylation. The record is from RefSeq and is a predicted model, not a curated record. The transcript has 8 exons. NCBI's taxonomy places the organism in Eukaryota, Fungi, Ascomycota, Eurotiomycetes, Eurotiales, Aspergillaceae. Gene Ontology annotation, cellular component: NatB complex; cytoplasm.
UCAUCAUUCGCUGUGUCCCGUACUUUGCUGUGCAGUGUGCUAAACGCAGACUUUGUUUAUAGUAAAUUUGGACCAGUCCCCAAGAUCCGUGCCCCGUGUCAUUCAACUGGGAUUGCGGUCCCCUCUUCCCCGCCAUGUCCACCAGUGACGCCGUAUUCCACCGGCGCAACAAGCAGAUCCAGGAUGCCAUUGAUGGGCAAAACCUGAAGCAGGCCCUGCAGCUGAUUGAAAAGCGCGUGAAAAAGGGGGAAAACACAAGGUUCCUCAAUGUCUGGAAAGCGCAUAUCCUCUUUCGCCAUGCCGACGAAGCCCAUCACCAGCGUGGUGUCACGGAGACCCUUAACCUGUGCAAGGCCGAGCCCCCAGCCACCGACCUCGACACUCUUGACAUCCUAAACGAGACGUUGCAGUUGAUGGGUGACCAGCCGGAUAUCGUGAGGGCUCUCUGGGAGAAGGCGUCCAAGGCGAAGCCCAAGGACCUGGACUUACAAAUGAGAUGGUUCAACCUCUCUUUUGAAAAUGAUGACUGGAAAUCUGCGCAAAAGGCGGCCAUGACCCUCCAGAACAACUUCCCGAAGAACAGGAAAUACCAUAUCUGGGCGAUCUUCCUCAGUUAUCUGGUUGCCACAGACGCAGCAAGCUCGGAGAUGGAUCGCAAGCUUUUCGGAACGUUGGCUUAUCGCAUGGUUUCUAAAGCUGCCGACAGCGUCCCUGCCGAUCCGAAAGAACUGCUCAGCCCUCCCAGAGCUAUCCAAACUCCGGAGGAACUCUUGCUGUUAGUCAAGAUUUUUGAGCACCAAGGAUGCUACGGCGAGGUCGUGAAAAUCCUUGACAGCGAGAACCUGGGCCUCGACUCGCGUGUCGUUCAGAACGAGUGGUCUUUUGUAGGCACGAAGCUUUUCAACCUGGAAAAGGCGCAGAUGUGGGCCGAGGCUUUGGCCUAUACAAGAAGCCUGCUUGCCAUUCCCACCAACGAAUCUGAGCGCAAAGCCCUUCAGGAACGUGACGACUGGGCAGUCUGGCAGAUCCUCAUUGCUGCAGCACGGAACAUCAACACAAAAGAGACCACUGCAGAGACGCAGAAAUUCCUUGAUGAUUUUAUCCAAUCGGAACCUAAAUCCCGUAAUGCCCAGCUGGCCCGUCUCGAUUUCACUCAUUCCGAGUUCACGUCGGGGAACUUGAAGCCCGAGGAUCUGCUAUCGGCUUGCCAGACAUAUUUUGACAACAACAAGAGCAAGCUUUAUUGCUUCGGUGAUCUAGUCACCUAUCUUUCCGCGUUGGACAAAAAUCAUGUCUCGCAGUUUGUAGCACAUGCAUCGUCUACGGUGCAGAAAGACGCGAGUGCGCAAAAUGCGGCGACCAACAAUGUUGCUACAAUCAAUGCCCUCAAACUCGAGUAUUGCUUCCAGCUUUCAGCGGACGAGAGUAAUGCAACGAAAGAAAAGGUCGAAGAUUUCGUCUCACGCUGCUUACAGACCUACGGCUCAUAUGAGCGCCCAGCCCCCAGCGAUGGCCAGACAACCAUCGAGAGCCAACCCACCGAUGAUGUGUGUCUCCUGGCUGCCAUGGGCCUGAUUCGUUUCAGCGGGGCGUGGAUCCCGGGCAACGAAGAACAGGUCCCAGAUACCGUUCUUAUUCGUGCCGCGGCGAUUCUGGACCGCCUGCUUGCCGAUUCGCCGCACAAUUACCACGCAUUACUGCUUCUUGUGCGGAUCUAUCUUCGCCUGGGGGCUGGAUCUCUUGCCUUGAAGACCUUUAGCAAACUUUCGGUCAAACAAGUCCAGUUUGAAACCGUGGCCCACAAUCUCUUCACACGACUCGCGACGAUUCAUCCGCACUCGGCACCCCCUAUUGAAGGGGCAGAGUAUAAGGAUUUCAACCCUCAGUCUGCCUUCAAUCAGGCCCUCUAUUUCUACCGGACCGCGGACGUCACCUCGUCCAGGAACCGCUCGAAUGGGCUUGACUACGGCAGCUAUGUGAACGUUGAAGGCACCAUCGCACUUCAAAAACGCCUGAAGCAGAGUAUCUGUCGCCGGAUGUACGCCCUGGACGUGAGGCGUAUGCAACGGUUGGUCGGUGGAGAUCCCACUGGCAAAUAUGAUGAUUUAGCACGAGACGCGUCCCAUUUGGUUGAUGAGCGAGCCUUCGACGCUUUCAUGAACUGCGAGGCGCCAGGCCAGUCCACUCUUGAGGAGCGAGUGCGACUGGGACCUCUGCCCAAGGAACGAUGGGUCAAGUCCAGCAGGGCGAUUGACCAGCUGUUUGGUCUUCUCAGAUCUCUGGCUGCGCAGAAGCCAGUGUCGGCCGAAAUCGAUGUGCCCAGCCUUGACGAACUGGUCGGGGGAGACGCUGCAUCCGAGAUGACCGCUCCAGAGAUUGAGGGUGCCAAGGUUAGCCUGCAUCUCUUGAAGGUGACGUCGUAUAUUGCAGGGUCGAAGUCCGUCACCUCUGCCCAUGUGGAAAGUGCCCUUUCUGAGGUGGAGGAAUGGCUGAAUGCUCAAGCCAAGGAGCUUGCAAUGGACGACAACAAAAUUUCCCCAGUCCUCUCAAGGACGGCCAUCACUCUUGAGUCCGGCACUCCCUCGGCUCCGUCCUGGAACUACUUCCACUCUAGUUUCGUCACCCUAGAACUGCUCAAGGCCAUCUCGGCGGUUUGCACUGUUGCACUGAGGAAAGGCUCCAAGGCGCCCAAGGUGCCAAAAGACCAGAUUCAACGCCUGGAGAUUUCUGUGCGCCAAGUCCACGAGGCCAUCCGGUCGAACGCCCGUGUGCUGAAAUCCCAGUCCGGCCUUCUCGGGUCCCUCGUCGAUUUAAUCACGACUGGCCCCAGCAGCAGCCCAGACAGCCAGCCGCUCCAGGCUGCGCUGAACAAGACGCUUGACACGGCGGCGUUGGAGAUUUUCUGUGGGGAUCUGUUGGAGAGUUGGGAGGAGGGCUUGGAUGGGUUGUUGAAGGUGGCGCUGUGAAUAGAGAAUCGGAUAUCACUAAGUUCAUGAUAGUUAGCGCACGCAUCAGCACAUGAGUGCUUGAGAUCAUUGGGCAUGUCUACCAUGCCGCAGGAACACUAGCACAGCAACCCAAAAGACUAGACAUGCCAGUUGGCAUGGAAAAUUCCCC